CGAUAUGUUGUGAACAUCUCUAUGCACGUGUUGCUGUAUUGUUGGCUUAUUUAAACAGUAAGAACAUGGCCAAAAAGCCGGAUAAAUCCAUAAAGCCGAAAGCAAAGCCUUCGAAGCAGGAGAAACCUUCGAAGCAGGAAAAUCCUACAACUUCAGCUAAAACCCAAAAUGGUGAUGGAGAAGCGAGCGGCAUAUGGAAGGACGAGCGCUUUCAGCAUUUGCUGGCCGAUCCGCGCUUUCGCGGCGUGCCCAAGGUACAGCGUAAGGUGAAGAUCGACAAGCGCUUCCAGGGCAUGUUCGACGAUGACAAGUUUAAAGUGAAGUACACCGUGGACAAGUACGGCAGGCCUGUGAAUAAAACAAACGCCGAGGAUCUGCGUAAGUUUUACGAGCUCGAUGAUAACGAGAGCUCGGACGAGGAUGAGGAGCAGAAAAAGGCGACGAAUGACAACGAGGAUGAGGAGCGCCGGGCCGAAGAGCUGGCCAUCACACAAGAUGACCAGGUCAAAAAUGUUUUGCAGCUGGACAGUGAUGAAGAUGGCUCCGAAGUGCCUGAAAACUUACGCAAGCGUCUAACGAAUCCAAAUAUCGAUUAUGCCCGCGGCGAGGGACGCCUUAUGACCGACUCCUCGUCGGAUGAGGAGAGCACCGAUGAUGAGGACGGUCCAGAGCUGCAAAUCGAUCAUGUCUGGGGUGAGCUGGAUAUGGAUGCGGAAUGCACAGAGGAAGCCACACGUCGUCUAGCUGUGUGCAACAUGGACUGGGAUCGCAUACGUGCCCAGGACUUGAUGGUCUUGCUCAGCUCUUUCCUGCCGCCCGGUGGCAGUGUUCUUAGCGUCAAAAUCUAUCCCUCCGAAUAUGGCAAGGCGCGCAUGGCCGAGGAGGAUGUGCAUGGCCCCACCGAGCUGGUCAGCGCCCAGCCCGAAAGCGAGCCGGAUUCCGACGAGGAGCUGGUACGUGAGCAGGACAGCGAUGCAGAGGAGGGCGACGACUAUCACAUGGAGAAGCUACGCCAGUACCAGCUGAAUCGCUUGCGCUAUUACUACGCCGUCGUCGAGUGCGACAGCCCCGCCACAGCGGAGAAGGUUUACAAUGAAUGCGAUGGCAUCGAGUACGAGAGCUCUGCGACGCGUGUGGAUUUGCGCUUCAUACCAGAUGACACCAGCUUCUCCGAGGACAUGCCCACGGACGAGUGCUAUGAGCUGCCGGAUGCGAGCAACUACAAGCCGCGACAGUUUACCACCACGGCGCUGCAGCAGGCGAAGGUGGAUCUAACUUGGGACGAGACGGCUUUGGACAGGCGAGAACUGGGCGACAAGCUGUCCAGCGGCAAAGUGGAUCAGCUAAACGACAAGGAGCUGCGCCAGAUUGUUGCCUACAGCAGCGAGGAGGACGAAGACGAGGACGAGCAAGAGCAAGAAGAGGAUGGGGCUGACGCUCUACAGAAAAAUACAAAGAAGCCAGCGAAGGAAGCGUCAGAAGCAGCGCCGAAGCAGUCAGUAAAACGUCUCAAACAAAAGGAGCGCAUCGAAAAGUAUAAAAAUCUGCUGGCCGAGAUCAAUGCACAGGAGCAGAAGUCCAAGGAGAAAGAUUAUGAAAUGGAAAUGUCCUGGAAUAUUGAUGCGCCCGAGGCAAGCGACAGCAAAGAACCAGCCAGCAUUAAAUCUCAACUGACGCCCAUCGAGAAGGUGCUGCAAAAGCGCAGCGAGAAGAAUAAGCUGCGCAAAGAGCAGCGUCGUCGCAAGCAACUGGAACUCCAGGGCAUUGAUCCGGAUGCGGCGCACGACAGCGACAACGACUCCAUACCCGACGGCAUUGACAUGAACGACUCCUACUUUGCCGAGGAGUUUGCCAGCGGUGACUAUGAGCAACCCAAGCUGAGCAAAAAGGCCAAAUCGAAGAAGCAAAAGCUUAUCAAAGCGACGCCUGCCGACGACGAGGCGGAGGCGCAACUGGCGCUGCUGUUGGAUGAUGACGACGACGUGGAACAGCAGCCAAAGCAACACUUUAGCCUGGCGAAAAUACUUAAGGAGGAGCAGGCAAGCAGCAGCAGCAGCAAGCGCAAGCGUCGCAAGCAGCUAAAGAAGUCGAAGAACAGCGAGAGCAAGCCGCAGGACGAGGAUAACUUCCAGGUGAAUCUAAACGAUGAGCGCUUCAAUGCCGUCUACAAGUCGCACGAGUACAACAUUGAUCCCACGCACUCCAACUACAAGCCCACCAAGGGCAUGCAACAGCUAAUAAGCGAGAAAUUGAAGCGACGCCAGCACCAGAACGAGCAGCAGGAGGUUGAGGUUGAGCAGCCGGCAAAGAAGCGAUCCAAGCAGCAGCUGGAGCAGAACGCGCUGGUUAAGAGUCUCAAGAUGAAGAUUCAGCAGCGCAAGGCGUAGUUAGUCCACAUUUACAAUUUAUGGCUUACAUCGUGUAUAAUAUAACUAGAAAUAAAGCUAACAAUGUUUAGGAUGACUUGCAA
Molecule: messenger RNA, 2470 nt
Organism: Drosophila virilis
Lineage: Eukaryota; Metazoa; Arthropoda; Insecta; Diptera; Drosophilidae
Product: ESF1 homolog
Biological process (GO): rRNA processing
Cellular component (GO): nucleus
Molecular function (GO): RNA binding
Source: RefSeq, a predicted model, not a curated record